Molecule: messenger RNA, 1172 nt
Organism: Acanthoscelides obtectus
Lineage: Eukaryota; Metazoa; Arthropoda; Insecta; Coleoptera; Chrysomelidae
Source: the annotation of a GenBank genome assembly
AUGUUUUUGCAUACUUUAGGACUUAAAACAGAUGGUAUGAUAACUUGCCAUAUACAUUCCAAAAAGCGAAGUGUAGAAGGAAUUGCACAAACAGUGGAUGAAAGGGGGUUAGUUAUUAGAGGCAUGCUAGAAGAACAAAAAAUGAGAACAGAGGAAAUUGUCAUAAAGCAUAUAAACUCAUUCAAUCCGGUAGUAUCUCACUAUAAUUUAAGGCACACCCCGAAUAGACGAUUCUUGCCACCUGACUUGACCAUUAAAUACAUGUGGCAAGACUUCUGUAAUCUACAGAAAAUUUCAUAUGAUCUAUACAGAAGAAUUUUUGAAAAACAGAAUAUUGGGUUUAAAAAGCCAUCCCAAGACGAAUGCGCUCAGUGUCUAAAACAUAAAGUUCACAUUAUUCGCCAAUGCGACGCAAGUAGUUGCAAGAUUUGUUGUCAAUUCGAAAACCACAAAAAAAGUUAUACGGAAGCAAGACAGCACUAUGAAAAUGACUCCAAUCAAGAGGUAAUGCAAGAUGAGAAGGUCUAUGCUGUAGAUAUGCAGAAAGUCUUACUCUUGCCCAAAAUGUCAACCAAGGAAUCUUUUUUUGUUUCAAGGUUGGUCGUAUUCAAUGAGACGUUUGCGUCACUUCAUAAGGACGGAAAUAUUUGCGUGAUGUGGCAUGAGGCUAUAAGAGGCAGGUCCGCGACGGAUGUUGCAUCGGCAUACUACAACGACAAUAUGGUUUGACCUUAAGAAAUUUGGCAAUUAUUUGAUAUUGAAAAAACAGAUAAAAAAUCCAAGGCUGUGUGUAAGUUUUGCUGUUUUAAAGACGCCUUUCCAAACGCAACUCGCAUGACGAAUCAUAUAUCAAACCAAUGUUCAAAGUGUCCUUUGGAAAUUAAACAAAAAUAUGGCAAUGAAAUACAAUCGAGUUCGAAGUCUUCGACGUCAAAAGAAAAAGAAAGUAACAAAGAUAUCCCGCUAGAAGCAUUAGAAGAUACCAUUCACCCUUCAACUAGCAAAAAGGACACGUCAUCGAUGUCAUCAUCUUCCGAAUCUCCAUUACCAUCAGUAAAACACAAGAAAGCUACUGCCAACAAACAUUGAGCGGGUUUUUCGAUUAGAUAGCUGUUUCAGAGUCUUCUAAAAUUGAUGAGGCAUUAGCAGUGCUCUUUGUGCUCUUUUUUCUC